This is a messenger RNA of Diprion similis, 2735 nucleotides long. RefSeq names its product CWF19-like protein 2. The transcript has 11 exons. NCBI's taxonomy places the organism in Eukaryota, Metazoa, Arthropoda, Insecta, Hymenoptera, Diprionidae. Gene Ontology annotation, cellular component: post-mRNA release spliceosomal complex. The record is from RefSeq and is a predicted model, not a curated record. Gene Ontology annotation, biological process: mRNA splicing, via spliceosome. The coding region runs from base 161 to 2617 and encodes 818 amino acids.
CCUAACCUCAAAAACAGGAAUGCUUUCAUAAUAUAACCUAUAAUCCAAUUUACGUCAACUCGACUACAACAUCAAGAAAUAACUGCGAAAUAUCUUUGUAAUCUUCAAAUUGCAUAUCAUCGUGCAAAAAUUGAACUACUAAUACUAUAUCUCUGCUACAAUGUCUUGGAUACAAUUUGAAAGCGGUAGAGCAAAAGAUGCUGCGAGAAAUGCACUUCGAGAAUCACGUAAAAAAAUAUUGGAAAAGGCGGAAACUGAAUAUCACAAAAAGCAGAUGCGAGAGGAACAAUCUAAACUCAGAGGCGACAAUAAAUGGAUGCUGCCCACUGUUGAGGCUAAAAUAAAGGGGGAUAAGAAAGCAGCAAAGAAACGAAAAAAGGCGAAAGAAAAGAAGUCAAAGAAGAAGAAAAAAUGUCGAUCGAAGUCAAGCUCGAGUUCAGAAUCGAGCAAAGAAGAAGAAGAAGAUGAGGAAUGGGUUGAGAAGACUGAUUCAAUUGAAAAUAAAAGUUUGUCAAUACUGACGCAGCCCAAGCCUGAAAUUCUAGCUCCUGCUGUCAGAGAUGAAUGGAUGAAUCUGCCAGGUUUAUUUCCCUGCAUUAAUCACAAUGAGGAAAAAAAAUCAAAAAAUGAGGAAAAGGCAGCAGAAAAAAGAGAUAGGGCAAGCAUAGAACAGCUUGGUAAAAGUGAAAGAGAGCUCAAUCCGUAUUGGAAAGAUGGUGGGACAGGAUUACCUCAAACUGAGAACCAAAAUAACAGUGAUAAUAGAAGCAAGAUCGAUGCCAAAUGGUUAAGAAAAAGUCUACAGAGAGCUGAAGAACAAGCCAAUGAAGAGGGAAGGAGCUUGGAAGAAGUAGCUGCGGAAAGAUGGGGGUCUUUGGCAAGGCUACAGUCCUUGAUAGUCCAAGCUGAAAGCAAAUCGCACUCUAUAACAAAAAGUAGGUAUGAUCAAGAACAGGGCAAACGCCAUGUUAGGAACAGAGAAGAAACAGCCGACAGACAUCAUCAGGGACGGAGAAAUCGAAGUGGUAGUAGAGACAGCAGGGAUUCAAGAAGACAUACGAAUUCUGAAAGACAUAAACGAACGUCACGAUCCAAAAGCAAAGAGCGACACCGAAAAUCGAGAAACGAAGAACAUACAAGAGAAAGGUCCAGAAGUAGAGAGAGAUAUGAUCGACAAAGCAAUUCCAGGUUUCAUGAGCGUAAAUUGGCAUUCAAGAAACCAAGCCAAGACGAGUACUCUAAUGUUGCAAGUACAAUUAAGUCAACAUUGUCUUCUCGUUCGAAAAACUGGAAGAAACCUGAAGCUUUGACUAGAGAAGCCGAAAAGCAAAGUAAAGUUCCACCAUCCAGACGCAAGUCAAUAUCAGAAAGCGAGGAGAGUUCAGAUUCAGAGACUAAUGAGAAUGCAGUUGAAGAAACCAUUAUGACUGAGGCAGAGAUGAAUCAGUUAGGAGCUAAAAUUGUUAAAUGCGAAAUAAUGGGAGACGAUGAAUUGGCGGCAAAAUUAAAAGCCCAGCUUGAAAAAGCCCGAGAAGCUCGUAAAAACGCUCCGGCGAAACGGACUGUAGACCGUGAGGAAACAACCGUAAUUUUGACGAAAACCGAUUCCAGAGGAAUGACGAGACCUGUGGAACCCAGAAGCGAGUAUCCAGAAUCUAAAGAUCCCCGUGGUAAAAACAAGAAAAAGAAAGUUGACACUCACGAGGCGGGACAGAGAGUUCGAUACUUUGCUGACGACGACAAAUAUUCAUUGAAAGAAAUGUUUCAGCAAGAAAAAGGCCGUUCGACCAAUGAGGAUGACGCGAUGUUUACGAAGAUUGCUUCAAAGACAAUGGAUAUGGAUGAAAUGUUUGAAGACACAGUACGUUUCAAGGAAAGGGAUACAAAAGAAGACGAGCGCGAUCGUUUGCAGGCAAUAAAACAACACGAAAAAAUGACCAAGAGUCUAGACAACUGCAGGUGGUGCAUAGAUUCUAAGCAAAUGCUUAAACACAUGAUUGUUGCAAUGGGUUCCAAGGUCUACAUGAGUCUACCCUCUCACGGAUCUCUUACUACUGGCCAUUGCAUUCUCGCUCCGAUACAUCAUGUUGUUUGUCAGACACAACUGGAUGAAGAUGUGUGGGAAGAGCUGCAGAUUUUUAGAAAAGCCAUUACCAAAAUGUUCAUGGACCAAGAAGAGGACGUUAUAUUUUUCGAAACUUCUAUGAUGCAUAGGAAAUUUCCUCACAUGCAGUUGGAAUGCAUACCAAUGCCAAAGGAGAUUGGAGAUUUGGCCCCCAUAUAUUUCAAGAAAGCUUUGUUGGAAUGCGAAACGGAAUGGUCUACUAACAAAAAAGUCAUAGAUCUCAGUGCAAAAAAUGUUAGAAAGUCCAUACCAAAAGGCUUACCUUAUUUCGCAGUGGAUUUCGGUAUGGAAGGAGGUUUCGCGCACGUAAUUGAGGAUGAAGAAAUGUUCCCUAAGAACUUUGCACAGGAAAUUAUCGGUGGCAUGUUGGAUCUGGAUCGCAACACGUGGCGGAAACCAAAACGGGAAAAUUUUGAUCAACAGAGAUCAAAAGUGAUGGAAUUCGCUAAAAUGUGGAAAAAGUAUGACUUUACCGUCGGCGAUUCAAACUAAUUUUACUCGUACAAAAUCACCGUAAUGAUUAAAAUGUACAGUAAACAAAAAAAAGUUCAAAAGAACAUUGCGUAAUAAUUUUAUGUAUAUACUUUACGUGAAUGGUGAAUAAGUUUUA